CCCACGACGCUCUAACGGACGCCAGCCACAUAAACUCUGGUUUAAGCCUCAAGCCACCCAAUUCCUUGAAUCAGCAGUUCUUGGGCGUCACUGCUGAUUUUGAGACUCCUCAAAGUAUCCAUUUUUAUCGAAUCCACCACAGGGGAUCUGAUUUAAGUGGUCUUGGUUACUGCAUACAUCUCUCGAACUGUCGAUGUCUUCUAUAUGUGCACUAUCGCCUUCGGUACGGUUAGAGCUAACUAAAGCUAGACUCAUUGCUCCUUUGCCAUUAUACCAUCGAAGCAAAUGUGAAAUGAGCAGGAGGAGUUUUACAGCGAAAGGAAUUGUGGCCUCUGGUCUUUCGGUUAUGGAAUCCACUCUGACUGCUAAACCAGCUCAAGGAGUUGAAAGAUUACCAUACAAACCAGAAGGGUACAAUUAUUGGACUUGGAGGGGUCAUAAGAUACACUACGUAGUGCAGGGAGAAGGCUCUCCAGUUGUCCUUAUUCAUGGUUUUGGGGCCUCUGCGUUUCACUGGAGGUACAAUAUUCCAGAAUUGGCUAAAAGACACAAGGUUUAUGCGAUAGACUUGCUGGGAUUUGGGUGGAGUGACAAAGCUAUCAUCGAGUAUGAUGCCUUGGUUUGGAGGGAUCAAGUGGUGGACUUCUUGAAGGACAUAGUAAAAGAGCGAGCUGUUUUAGUGGGAAAUAGCCUUGGAGGAUUUGCUGCUUUGGUUGCAGCGACUGGAUUGCCAGAGCUCGUCAAUGGAGUUGUUUUGCUAAAUUCUGCCGGGCAAUUUAGUGAUGGAAAUAUCAAAAGUAAACAUUCUGAAGAAACACCUCUGCAGAAGUUUGUGGUGAAGCCCCUGAAGGAAAUCUUUCAGCGUGUAGUUCUGGCACUUUUGUUUUGGCAAUCAAAACAGCCAGCUCGCAUUGAAUCUGUCCUUAAAAGUGUUUACAUAAAUGCCGCCAACGUGGAUGACUAUCUUGUGGAAUCUAUAACAAGGCCAGCCACGGACCCCAAUGCUGGAGAAGUUUAUUACAGAUUAAUGACGCGCUUCAUGAUGAAUCAGAGCAAGUACACGCUGGACGGGGUCCUAAGUGAACUGUCCUGCCCGUUGCUGUUGUUGUGGGGUGACCUAGACCCAUGGGUUGGCUCUGCCAAGGCUAAGAGGAUCAAAGAGUUUUAUCCAAAUACGAGUCUUGUGAAUUUUCAGGCAGGGCACUGUCCUCAUGAUGAGAUUCCUGAUGCCGUGAACAAGGCAUUGUUGGAAUGGUUGUCAACUUUAACUCCUCAAGAAUCUCUCCAGGCAAUGUGAAUAUGGGAAAGUUUUUGUGUGAUAUUAAUAUUCAUUGAGUUCAGUUCACCAAAUCAAAUGCCUAAGCAAUAGGUUGGGGAAAACGGGAAAACCUCGUGUAUAUUCUGCAUACCUGCACCUUUUUGGAGUAUAGUCAUAGUCCUCUGACUCCUCUCUCUUGUAAAACUCGCAUUUGUUUUAAUUAAGAUAGCUUUUGACUUUUCAAA
Prosopis cineraria is the source of this 1503-nucleotide messenger RNA. RefSeq names its product pheophytinase, chloroplastic. Gene Ontology annotation, cellular component: chloroplast. Bases 194 to 1297 code for a protein of 367 amino acids. The record is from RefSeq and is a predicted model, not a curated record. NCBI's taxonomy places the organism in Eukaryota, Viridiplantae, Streptophyta, Magnoliopsida, Fabales, Fabaceae. The transcript is spliced from 7 exons.